Molecule: messenger RNA, 2457 nt
Organism: Lolium rigidum
Lineage: Eukaryota; Viridiplantae; Streptophyta; Magnoliopsida; Poales; Poaceae
Exons: 18
Coding region: 1-2457 (818 amino acids)
Source: RefSeq, a predicted model, not a curated record
AUGGAAAACAAGAAGCGCCGGCUGAUGAGAGACAAUGAAGGUCAACACCGUUACAAAAGGGUAGCUAGGCCAAGUUUGGAUGGUAGCACCUCCGUAGCAGCACCGGGUAGCGCGAGCGUAUCCUGUCCGGGCGCCCUGAGUGAACUCAGCGAUCAAGUAGUUUCAAGAUUGCGUAGGAGUGUUGUGUCGCUUGCUUCCUUCGAUGGUGAUACCAAGUUACGCGAAUGCACAGGCAUAUGCAUUGAAACCUCAUGUUCUGAUUCUGAAGCUACAAUCCUGACAGCGAGACGGUUGAUUCCACAUACUCGGCCAGCUGCAAGUUUGACGAUUAAAGUGCGCCUUCCAAAUGAUCGGAUUGUUACUGGACGGAUAGAGGAUUGUAGGAUAGAUGCUGAUUUUUUCAUUGUCAACAUCAAGAACUUGUCUGGAGUUGGUGCCGCAAGUCUUGAUCAUGGCAUGCAGUUUGAGCCUCAUACGAAGGUAGCAGCUGUAUGGCGCUGUUUCAGUUCAGGAAUUUUAAUGGCUACAAGCGGACUAAAUCUUGCCCCUCCAAGCCCUCUAACCGCUGAGACAAUCCUAAGCACGUGCCGGAUCCACAAGGCGGGGAUUGGAGGCCCCCUUGUUGAUUUUAAUGGGAACUUUGUUGGGAUGAACUCUCAUACCAAAAUGGAAAAGACUACCUACUUGCGAAGGGAACGAAUUCUUCGAUCCUUGGCGCGUCACGGGUUGGCCAGUGUUAGAGUUAAGGAAGGGGUUGAUGAUGCUGCAAGGGCAAGAAUGAACAGUGAGAUGAAAGCAAUUAGGCCAAGUUUGAGUGCUAAGUCCGUAGCGAGAUUGAGUAAAUCCAGAAAAGGCGCCUUGAGUAAGGAAGUACUUUCCAGAUUAAGCAUGAGUGUUGUGGCGCUAGCCUCAUUCGAUGGUAAUACCAAGUUAUGCGAAUGCACAGGAAUAUGCAUUGAGAGCUCAUGUUCUGAUGCUACGUAUUUACUAACAUCGAUAAAUUUGAUUCCCUAUACUUGGCCUAGAAGGACAAUCACUGAAAGAUUGAGGAUUGAAGUACGCCUUCCGAAUAAUAAGACUGUCACUGGGUGGAUAGAGGAUCCUGAGAGAUAUAUUGACUUUUUCAUCGUCAAAAUCAACAACGUUUCUGCCGCCCAUCUAAGCCAUCUAAGUAUUGAUCGUGUCAUGCAGUUUGAGCCUUAUAGGAAGGUAGCAGCUAUAUGGCGCUACUUUGAUUCGGGAAAAUUAAAGACCACAGGCGGAGUAGAUCUUGCCUCUGUAUGUGCUCAUACCGAUGAGAAAAUGCUAAGCACAUGCCAAAUCCACGAGGUGGGGAUUGGAGGUCCCCUAGUUGAUUUUGAUGGCAACUUUGUUGGGAUGAACUGCUCUGGUACAGAACAAAGAAAGACCCCCUACGUACGAAGGCCUUCAAUUCGUACAUUCAUGUGGUUUCGCGGGAUGGUCAGUGUUGAGGAAGAUGUUGAGGAUGCUGUAAGAGAAAGAAUUAAAAGUCGUUAUGGAGAAUCAUGUUUCCUCAUGCCAGGACGAGGGCAAUACAUUAAUCGUCUCGAUGCUACAUUCAGGAAGGAUAUCCUGAGGAAACCAUUCAAAUGUGCUGGUUUAGAAAUGGCUCGAAGUGCCUACUCACUUGCUUCAGAAUCAAGCAAAUGUCUCGCUUCAGAAAUGAAUCAAAGUGUUGUCUCACUUGCUUCAUUCAAUGGAUUUGCAAAAAAGUUUUCUUGCACAGGUAUAUUUAUAAAGGAGAAAGCAUGCUCUGCAACAAUUCUGACUUCAGCAAGUUUGGUUAGAGUUCUUGGCAGUGCACACAUGAUUGAUGAUAACUUGAGGAUUGAAGUUUGCCUUCCAGAUGGAUUUCGAGUCGUAGGGAUAUUGAAGUGUUAUAAUUUACACUACAAUGUUGCUCUUGUUGAGAUCAUGGGAUUCUGGCGUCCUCGGACAAUAAAAAUCAGUGGUGAUCCAGUUACCUCGUCCAUGGACGUAAUAUCUGUGGGUAGUCUUUUUGCGCAUCGCAGACUAAUGGCUGUCGAGGGCAAGGUGCUGAUUGACAAACAAAGCGAACUUGAUUGCCAAGAACUCUGCGUCUCCACCUGUAAAAUCACCAAGGCUGGAAUUGGGGGGCCUCUUAUUGACACUGAUGGAAAUUUUGUUGGAAUUAACUUUUAUGAUGAGGAAGAAACUCCAUUCUUGCCGAGGGAUGUUAUUCGCCGCCUCUUAAAUAACAAAUGGAGUAGCGCAGAUGAUAGUAUUGUUGAGGGUGUUGAAAACAGAUGGUUGUUGCCUGGCUGGACACACAGAAAUGCUGAUACUAUUGCAGCGGUUGACGGAAACAAAUGGCCGUUGCCUGAGCCACGUCGUCUCUUUUGUGAUGAACUCGUGCCCGACCGUUCGCAUCUUCGCAAACGGCAUUUACCUCAACCCAGGCGGCAUUGCUGUUAA